Pyrus x bretschneideri (Chinese white pear) is the source of this 922-nucleotide messenger RNA. RefSeq lists its product as uncharacterized. NCBI's taxonomy places the organism in Eukaryota, Viridiplantae, Streptophyta, Magnoliopsida, Rosales, Rosaceae. The coding region runs from base 162 to 797 and encodes 211 amino acids. The transcript has 2 exons. The record is from RefSeq and is a predicted model, not a curated record.
UCUCUCAAUACACACACAUAUAUAUAAACUCACCCAUCCCAUCUCUCCACCUUAAUAGAAAACGAAGCUCAGAGUUUUUCGAGAAUCCUCUGUCUCUGUUUAUCGAAGACAGAUCGUUUUUGAGAAAAAAUUCUGAGAGAGAAUCGAUAAGAGGUAUCAAUAUGGUCUCGGAAAUAAGCAUAACACCGAAGCUGUCGCUGUUCUCGCUUCCUUCCCAGUCGCCGGAGUCGCCGGGGAUGCUAACUCCGCCGCUCCAAACCUCCGCCUCGAUUCCAUUCCAGUGGGAGGAAGCUCCAGGAAAGCCGAGGAACUGCGGUGGCAGCGCAGAAUCCAAACCCAAGUGCGCCAGAUCCUUGGAGCUGCCUCCGAGGUUGCUGAGCGAGGCGGCCAAAACUACCAACAUGCCCUCCCCGAUCACCGUGUUGGACGGGCCUGACGUUGGGCGGACUAUGUCUUUUUCGUUCAGAGUUAGGAGCCCUGAUGCUUUUGGGAUCAGUAAGAGGUUGAGCAAGGAGAGUUGUAGGAGGGGCGCCGGCGGUUUUGGGUCUAUGAGGUGGGGAAGUUUUAGGAAGAGCAAGGAGGUCGUUGGCCAGGGCGGCUUUGACUUUUUGCCUCCGGCUAGUGGCGGCGGUGGCGGUGGUGAAACGAAGGUGAAUAUCACAAGAGUUGGGAGGAGAGCCAGUUUCUUGAAUGAUUCCAACACAAGGUCACGUAUGUGGGCAAGCAUUUGCGAAAGCUUUAAGCAGGUGGUCCCAUGGAGACGCAGGCAAGAAAAAAUGAGAAAAAUGGUCUCCUAAAGAAAGCCCUUCGCAACCGUUCGAUCAACCCGAUCCGGCGAUCCAUUUCCUACUUGUUGAAAAAUUUGCGUAAAUACAUCAGAAAAUUGAAAAUAGUGAAAAUAGUCUAAAAUUCAUAAGCUUCA